AUGCCGCCACAGUUAGCGAAGCAAAAGCAUGCGAGAUAUUUCCAGAGGUUAUUGCAAAUCAUGCCCAAUUCAUACGCAGCAGAAUUCGACUGCUCUAGACUUGCGGUAGCCUUUUUUGCUAUAUCAGGAUUAGAUGUAUUGAACUGCCUGAAUGAUCUUGGCGAGGAGACGAAACUCGAUGCGAUAAACUGGAUCUAUAGGCUUCAAGUGACUGGUGCUGGGCCACGUUCUGGUUUUCAACCUUCGACAACAAUACCAAAGGAUACUCCAAAAUAUCAGUGUGGUCAUUUGGCAAUGACAUACGUCGGAUUAGUUACUCUUCUAAUUCUCGGUGAUGAUUUAAGUCGAGUUGACAAGAAAUCCAUCAUUGAAGGAAUGCGAGCUUGUCAGAAUCCUGAUGGGUCAUUUACAGCUGUUAUAAUAGGAUGUGAAAGUGACAUGAGAUUUCUUUAUUGUGCCUGUUGCAUAUCUAUAAUUUUGAAUGAUUGGUCAGGCAUCGACAAGACAAAAGCAAUUGAUUAUAUUCUGAGGAGCAUUUCGUAUGAUGGAGCAAUGGGCCAAGGACCUGGUCUUGAGUCGCACGGAGGAUCCACAUUUUGUGCAGUAGCUAGUCUAUUUCUCAUGAAUGAGCUUCACAAUGUAUUGACAAAUGAUCAGUUAAAUAGACUAAAGAGAUGGUGUCUCAUGAGGCAAGACAGUGGCUUUCACGGACGACCUGGAAAAUCUUCUGAUACUUGUUACAGUUUUUGGGUGGGUGCGACUCUGCAAAUGCUUGAUGUUAAUAAAUUAUCGGAUCCAGAAGAAAAUAGAGCGUUCCUGCUUGAAACUCAAGAUAAUGUUGUGGGAGGAUUUGGAAAGUUUGUUGAUUGUCUGCCAGAUCCCCUUCAUACCUACCUAGGUCUAUGCGGUUUAAGCCUCUUAGGAGAGGCUGGUUUAUGCAUAAUGAAUGCUGCCCUUAACACUUCUGACCGAGCAUAUAAACAUUUAUUAAAAAUACAUGAAUUCUUACAAUCUUAUAAAGUAUUUGCAACAACUGAAUAUCAUAUCAAACGCACAGAGUUAAAAUACAAAGGAAAACUAAUGUUUUUUGUAUCUUAUUAUGGAUCCUAUUUGUACAGUUCUCACAGAUUCUCUGUGCCUAGAACCGUUAUUCUAAAAACGUCAAUUAACGAGAAUAUUAUGAUUUUGAAGUAUGUUAUCAACUGUUCUGUUUUAAUGAAGACACUUGUUGAACACGUAUCCAAAGCGCAUACUGGAUAUAAGAGGAAACCCAAUAGCAUAAUUUAA
Molecule: messenger RNA, 1287 nt
Organism: Heterotrigona itama
Lineage: Eukaryota; Metazoa; Arthropoda; Insecta; Hymenoptera; Apidae
Source: the annotation of a GenBank genome assembly